GUACCUGUUUUGAUGGCCGAUAGCUGAUUCUUCACACAAAUCACAGGGUGUGGGCCUUGUUCACUCUCCUGAGCAAUGUAGACUUCUGUUCCUGAGCUUCUCCCGAGUCUCGCUCUGAUUCCUUAAUUUUCUCCCCUUUUUCCUCAAUGCAAACUUGAAUGCUCGUCACAUCAAUGAAGAAAGUGGAACCAUUCAGUGUUCCCUCCAAGAAAGUAGAGCUCCCAUCUGCUUCACCGGCAAAGAAAGUUGAGCCAGCUGCUGCAGAGGAAGAUGACGAUGAUGACAUCGACCUUUUUGGUAGUGAUGAUGAAGAGGAAGACCAAGAGGCUGCCAAAGUCCGGGAGGAGAGGUUGCGUCAGUACGCAGAGAAGAAGUCCAAGAAACCGGGUCUCAUUGCCAAGUCUUCUAUCCUUCUGGAUGUGAAGCCAUGGGACGAUGAGACUGACAUGGCGAAGAUGGAGGAGUGCGUCCGGUCCAUCCACAUGGAUGGGCUGGUGUGGGGAGCCUCCAAGCUGGUCCCAGUAGGUUAUGGCAUUAAGAAGCUCCAAAUCCAGUGCGUCGUGGAGGAUGACAAAGUCGGGACGGACAUCCUGGAGGAGGAGAUCACCAAAUUUGAAGACUACGUGCAGAGCGUUGACAUUGCCGCUUUCAACAAGAUCUAGAAGCAAAGCUGUAUCCCCUCUGACACUGUAACUAAUAAAGAUCGAGAUUGGGCCUGCAGACGGG
Molecule: messenger RNA, 726 nt
Organism: Egretta garzetta (little egret)
Lineage: Eukaryota; Metazoa; Chordata; Aves; Pelecaniformes; Ardeidae
Product: elongation factor 1-delta
Exons: 3
Coding region: 159-662 (167 amino acids)
Biological process (GO): translational elongation
Cellular component (GO): cytosol; eukaryotic translation elongation factor 1 complex
Molecular function (GO): translation elongation factor activity; guanyl-nucleotide exchange factor activity
Source: RefSeq, a predicted model, not a curated record